Astyanax mexicanus (Mexican tetra) is the source of this 4040-nucleotide messenger RNA. RefSeq names its product fibronectin type III domain containing 4a (gene fndc4a). Gene Ontology annotation, molecular function: protein binding. The record is from RefSeq and is a predicted model, not a curated record. NCBI's taxonomy places the organism in Eukaryota, Metazoa, Chordata, Actinopteri, Characiformes, Acestrorhamphidae. The transcript has 6 exons. The coding region runs from base 605 to 1267 and encodes 220 amino acids.
UUGGUCGCGUCAGGAUCGAGUGACAGCAGCGGGCAGUGACGCUGGGCAGCAUUCAACGGGAACGGGAGCGUGAUUGAAUGCGAAUUUGAAUCGGCUCCGGUUUUGGGUUUAUAUGCAAAGUGGAGGAGCUGCAGGACGGCGAAUAGGUGACGUCCUUAAAGCACGCUUCGCCCCAGACUCGCAUUAAAGAAGCUCAGCCCACCGUGGAGCUGACCGCGGUGCUGAGGAGAGAGAGAACGAGCAGCGCUGCUGAGGAGUUAACAUCAUCAUCAUCAUCACCGGUCUGUACGGAUACACCAUCUCAGCUCCAUGAGGAGAAGAGCUAAAGAGCUGAGAUAGUGUCAGUCUGACACUGCUGUUCUCCCUGAUAUGUGGUGGGGGAACAACCUGCAGCGACUGCGAGGCUUACAGCCGGACUGAAUCCAGCCCUGGAAGAUUUUCACCUGGAGACUGAAAGACCUGAUUGAAUUCCCACAUAUGAAGCAGCAGUCCGGUCGACACACCUGAGGAGGAGCCGUAUGAAGCUCAGAAAGUGCCCAUGAGGAAGAAUGACCUCUGGAGAAGUUGAGUGACUUUCUUUCAUUCAACGCGUAUCAAGCAAGACAUGGCUCGCCUCCUCCUUCUGUUUAACUCCGCCGCACUGUUGCUCCUCGGCACUGACAUUUUUUUGGUCGGAGCAAAUCGCCCCCCUGCACCAGUAAAUGUAUCAGUCAUGAACCUAAGAGCUGAUUCAGCUACAGUGUCGUGGGAGGUUCCAGAGGGUGAUGUCAUCAUUGGCUUUUCUGUCCUGCAACAGAGGCAAGAUGGCCACAUGCAACGCUUUAUCAGGGAGGUGAACACCACCAGCAGGGCCUGUGUGCUUUGGGACCUGGAAGAGGAGACAGACUACAUAGUUCAGGUUCAGUCUAUUGGUCUGUACGGAGAAAGCCAGGCCAGCAAGCGUGUUCACUUCAGAACCCUCAAGAAGUCUGACCGCUUCCCCUCCAACAGCUCCAACCAAGAUGACCCAACAGUUCAAGGCCUGGAUAAGUCCAGAAACCUGCAGACUGGAGAGAUGAUCAUCAUUGUAGUGGUGCUGCUCAUGUGGGCAGCGGUCAUUGCCCUCUUCUGUCGGCAAUAUGACAUCAUCAAGGACAACGACAACAGCAACAGCAAGGAGAAGGUCAAGCCCUCGUCUGAGAGGAGCACGCCAGAGCAUCACAGUGGAGGACUUCUCAGGAGCAAGUUUCAUCAGUCUGUGCCAUCUAUCAACAUCAUCGAGGUCUAAUGGGAGGAACGAGGACUCCAGAUUCACCCACGCUGCUCUGGACUUGGAUGCUACAUUGUUUUAAACCGUCUUCAACCACAGAGGAAUCCCACGAGGAGCAAACCAUUAGCUAAACCAUUAGCUACAUUGACUGCCAUUAAGCUAAUUUACCAGAACGUCUGAACCACAGCUGUGAAUACACUUGUUUCCGCACAUACAGUACAUACACGCCACACAUACACACACACUAGCAGUGUGUCUAAAGCAAUCUAAUCCUGUAGAGUAAUUGUACAUAAAGUGAAAUGUGCUGCUGCUGUAUUAUGAGAGCCCGUUCCAGUUGGAAUCAGUGUUGAUUUGUUGCAGUGUUGUGUUAAUGCAACUAGAUGACUGCACUGUAUUUUUGAUAUGGUACUGUAGAACUUCAGCAGGGUUUUUACUUCUAUUGCGAGUUGUUGAUUGUGUGUAUGUGUGUGUGUGUGUGUAUGUACGUGCAUGCACCUGUCAGAGUCUGAGAGCAAGGUGAAGCUGUUGAGUGGAGCCAAGCGUGCUUGGCAGUAGGCAGUCGAGGCUGUUUUCAUGACUCAAGCCCCGCAGUGAUGGGAGAACUCUGUUCAACAGUGGAGCGUAAUAAGCUCAAGGACUCAGCACAUGUACUGUACCUGUAAUGAGUUUUCUCCAGAACAGCCAAAUGAAACAGAAAAGAACCGUUCAGAACAUUUGUGUCUCCACUGGAAUGGCUUUUACUUUGAAAUGGCUACAACUUGCCUGGUUACAUGGUUACAAAAAACUGCCAAUCUGAAGAAAGAUAAACAUUGAGCAAGCUGCUCUCAGAAACAUGCAGAAUUACAUAGAUCUGAUGUUCAACACAAUCCUUCAGAGCUUGGAUUCUAUUGAUAGAACUGUCUAUGUAAACGUUUCAGUGUUUCAGUGAGAUCAGUGAGUACAGCCGAAUAGAAGAACAAGACUAAUAGAAGUUAGGCCGCAUGCUUUGACUUUGACGUGUAUAUACUGUAAUAAUUCUAAUAAUAAGGAAUGCUUUCAACAUGACUAAUUGUAAAUAUGAGAACUGUCACAAGAAACAGCUUUUCUGUUAUUUCAGGGUUUCUGUGGGAAGUCAAAAAGAAACAUUAUGGACAAAUGGAUUUUUUCCAUUAGUAUUUUUUCCAGCAAUAAAAUAAACAUAAAUCAUCUGUUUAAAAAAAUCGUUUUCAGUGCAUUCUCUAAAAGUAAUUCAUACAAUAUUUAGCCCAAAAGGUUUUUGGGAAACUGGGCAUUUCUUUAAGCUGUGUAAAUACUAGUGUUGUAGUCAAGACUGUUAGAGUCUGAGUCCGAGUCAAGACCAAGACCGGGACUUGUCAAGUCCAAGUCCAGACCAAGACUUUUAGUAUUUAAGUCAAGACAGAGACCAGGAAAAAACGAGACGAGAUUAAGAUAAAAAAAUAUCUAAUUCAAAUUCCAUUUAUUUUUAUUCUAAAAUAAUAAAAAAAAAAAAACAAACAAAAAAACAAACACAAUUUGCCUUUAAAAAAGCUUAUCACUAAGUUUAGUUAGCCAGUCACUAAGGUUAGCUAGCUCGUUGCUACCUUUAGUUCUCCUCCCGGUACCAUUAGUGUGUAAUUUAGCUUGCGGCUAAGGUUAGCUAGCUCCUCACUAAGGGUAGUUCUCUCCCUGGAAGAAUUAGUAUUUUAGCUAGCUUGUCACUAAGGAUAGCUAACUCGUCGCUAAGGUUAGCUAGCUCUUCACUAGCUUCAGUUCACCUCCCGGUAACAUUAGUAAUUUAGCUCGUUGUUAAGGUUAGCUAGCUUGUCACUAGCUUUAGUACUAUCCCAGGUAACAUUAGUAUUUUAGCUAGCUAAGAUCAUGUAGCUAACUUGUUGCUAGCUGUAGUUCUUUUCCCGGUUACAUUAAAAUCUUAGUUAGCUUGCUGCUUCGGUUAGCUAGCUCAUCGCUAACAUUAGCUAGCUUGUUGCUAGCUUUACUUCUCUUCCUGGUAACAUUAGUGUGUAAUUUAGCUCAUUGCUAUGGUUAGCUAGCUAGUCACUUGCAUUAGUUAUCCCGCUAGUUUGCACUUACUUCUCCUUUUGCUUUCUUUCUAGAUAUCUGGAAAAAUUUAUCGUGGUCCCCGAGGUCACAAUGAUUCACAUAAACAAAGAGUAUAACUCCAGCCAGCUGGUGAAAAAGAGGACAUUUAACUUAACAUCCGACUAUUAACAAUGAAGUGUUCACUGAUUGGAUACUAAACAAAAGCGGGGGUAGCUUGUUUUUUGCUGUUAGGUAAUCUGUGUGCAGAUUUUAGGCACACAGAGAAAGGAUUGAUUCGGUCUGUUUGAAUAAAUAGUUGAUGUUCAGUAACAAUAUAAAAAGGUUCAGUUUAUAAUAAACUUCACCUCGGAUAGAGGACUCGGACUUGGCGAGUCUCGUCCACUGUCUCAGACUCCACCCCACCCCAAGACUGAGUCAAGACUCAUUCCAAACAAGAGUCCAAGACGAGACCAAGACCGGACUUGAAUACUACAACAUUAGUAAAUACUCCUAUAUCCUCUAAUAUUCACGUUUCUGCUGAUAUUAAAAACAGUGCUAAAUAUCAUAAUUUAGACCAUGUUACCAUUAUGAUGGAACCAAAAAUGACCAAAUAUAUAUUGCAUGCACAUAAAAAAAAUAUAUAUAUUGACUUUAGUUUUAUAUGUGUUGUUCUGUUACAUUUUUCAUAUGUGAAAACACAAUGAGUAAAUUUUGGUAUCUUCUAUUCCACUACAUGAUUAUGUUUCAAUAAAGACUGAUGAAUGAUUUAUAA